CGAGAUCUCCGCGGCCAUGGUCGGUUCGCGACAAAACCUGGCAGGACCCGCUACUACGCUGAGUGGCCCUCCGCAUUUUCCUAUUGACACCUUGGAAAGGAGCUUGAAAAAUGCAACGGAAUUGCUUUACAGAGCGAGAGCCCACCAAAGGGAGACCGUCUCUGCUACCACAGGACCGAGCUCCUUCCCAAUACAGGACGAGAUAGGCCUUUAUGUUCGACACGAAAAGCAAGCAUCGGCCAGAAAUGUAAACGAAGUGGAUGCUCGGCGUAUGCAGACCCACACGAAUUCGCCUUCGGUGAGAGUUGUAACAGAAUUGAUAGGCCAAACUCCUCAAGCUUCCAAAAUAAGCAACAAGGAGGUGGGGGCCUCAUCCCUUUUGCAAGCUUCCAUAGAGCAGUUUCGGAAGCACCUCAGCGAGCAGGUAGUACUUACGGACGACACCAUUCGUUCUGAUAAAGAGAGUGUUCAGGAACACGAUACGUCACAGUCGGCUGAUCCGGAUACAAUCCCGCAGUCAGCACCCACGGACGACAUCAUACGUUCUGAGAAAGAGCGUGUGCAGGAACACGAUACGUCACAGUCGGCUCAUCCCGAUACAAUCCCGCAGUCAGCAGACGUGUUAAUAUCAACAAUACCAUCGUUUAACUGGAAGGACGCACUUGUGUUAAUGAAUGAAUUAAAAGUGCAACUUGGUGCCCUCAAUCAUGAUUUCAGGGAGUUUCUUAAUGGGAUUCGUAUGUCAGACCACAAUUUGGAUCCGCCUCCAGAGAUGGGCACGGGUGCAAAAAGGGAGAAGCAAAGCACAGUCGUAAGCGCUGCAGAAUCACGCAAAAUGCACUUGUUGGAGCGUAUCGAGGAUGCUCUGCAUGAUUUUGCUCAGAUGAAGACGAGAAUGGGUUGGUCACAACUGGACGAUGUCGCUGCAACGAGAGCGUCAGGCCAAGAGAGUGUUCAGGAACCUGAUACGUCACAUUCGGCUCAUCCCGAUACAAUACCGCAGUCAGCAGACGUGCCAGUAUCAACAAUACCAUCGUCAAACUGGAAGGAUGCACUCGUGUUAAUGAACGAAUUAAAAAUGCAACUCGGUGCCCUCCAUCGGGAUUUCAGAGAGUUUCUAAAUGGGACUCAUAUAUCAGACCACAAUUUGGAUCCGCCUCCAGAGAUGGGCACGGGUGCGAAGCAAAACACGGUAACAAGCCAACCCGGUGUUGCGGCAUCACACAAAACGCAGUUUUUGGAGCGUAUCGAGGAUGCUCUGUACGAUUUUGCUCAGAUGAAGAGAAGAAUGGGUUGGUCACCAUUGGACGAUGUCGCUGCAACGAGAGCGUCAGGCAAGCAAGUCGUAAGACCAUCGUCGGAUAGCUCCCCUACAUCAGAUUUGCUAGCUGACCAACAAGACCUUGAAGCAAAUGGAAAGAGUAAACGCAUGCACACUUCUGUCGCUUUUGGUGAGAACUCUUCCAGCAAGCGUUUGAGAGCAUCUCCGACACAGACCUUCUCCUACUCUGGUGUUACAAAAGCUCUUCGUGAAAUUCGUGAGAAAACGAGCCUUGUGAUGGGGAAUAUGGUCGAGUCGGAAGUGUCUAGCACAUCACUGCGGCCAACUUACUUCAAUUUUUCGGACCUCUUGGAUGAAGAUAGUUUUUCAGACGUGUUCAAUCAUGACCGCAUCAAAGCGGUGGUGACACGGAAAAUCGAGGAGCUUGCCAUUCCUGAGUUGUCUGGAGCAGGCCGUUCUAGACAAAUUCUGUCAGAAACAUAUCCCCGUCCGAUGGUAAACGUCCCCAUUCUUCAGCCGAAACAUCGGCAGCCCACAAACGUCAAAAUAUUUGAUAAAACUGCGAACAGGAAGACUUCAGCACCAGUCAAACGCCCCUUAUAUGAGCCGACUAAACCUCGUACCAAGACUCAAGAAAACGUAGUACUUCGAGCUAGAAAAAACGAGGGCAAAUUAAGGCCUGCACAAGAGAACUUGCCACCGAAACGGUCGCUGGUUUCGUUCCCUCCAUCUCAACGGGAAAUGGCAUCUACUUCAGACCCAGCUUUCUCCGGUAACAAGCGCGUAGUUACCCCGCAAGACAUCACCACCGGACGAGAAAUACUCGCUCGACAUGGCUCCGCGCAACGGCCACUGAACUUGCUCAAUGUGAGAGUACCCAAUUCGCCCGUCUUUUUACGACCUACGUCCAUUCGUCCACCGAAUGCGGCAUUUACUGCGAAAUCGCGUGAAAUGACGCCGCCCCGCCCAUCUCAACCUACCGUAUUGAAACAGUCGGCCCCUCAAAUAACCCCGAUAAAUUUCCCAUCAAUUUCGGAAAUAAAUGGCAUGAGCAACUUUUGUUCAAUCUCCCACCCUCCUCCCACUAAUCAUUGUGAUUUGACAGUUGACGAUGACCUAGCCGGUAGGAGUCCUUCGGGCGUGGAACUCUCUCACUCGCGGUCUCCAUCGAUCGUGAGUCCGAAGAAAACUAUCGGCGUUCAGUAUGUCACUCCACCCAAGGAUGUCUCAAUUCAGUAUCAAACUCCGGAAGGAACGAGUCCAUCUUCAAGUCUGAUGAAUGUGCGUAUGCCUACGGUAGCAGAGACCCGGCGAGCGAUGCGCAAGAUCGUGAAAGAGGAGCUAACCCAUAGGAAAGAGGAAGCCUUGCGCGGUUACAGAUCUGCCGCUACUAGUCCUCCGCCGUCCGGGCGUCUGGGAACAUUUGAACAGAAGCUUGCAGAGUGGGUCCAAGCGGAGGUGCUAACCUUAGCAGCCAAACCAAUACCAGCCAGGCCAUUACCAUCGCGACAAGAUGCCCAGACAAUGGCCGAAUUGCAGCAACCAGCGAGCCUUCCGAAUACUCUUUACGCUGCAGAGAAGAUAGCAGACAAGAUUCUGCAGGAAGUCAUCUCCGCAGAGGGACGGAACGUUGCAUUUCAAACGGUUAUUGAUGUCAUGGAAAGUCGUGUCACCGCGGCGACGCAACAACAGUUAAAACAGCAGCAGCAACAACAACAAGAUUCCAAAGCCGAAGGAAAUCGUGAUUCAUUAACUCCCCGAAACACAGAGAGUUCCGAGUCUCUGGCGGUUCUUAAUGAGCUGAAGCUGCUCAGGAAAGCAGCAGAAGAGGACAAAAGGAACUCCAUAAACGAGGACGAGCAAUGGCGACGCCAACAAGAAGAGCGACUUCGGGCUAUGGAGCAGCAGAUCAACAAGGUGCAGGCCUCACCUAUCCGACGGCGUGAUCGUGUGGAGAGUGCCCCAUUGCUAUUACCCAGUGUUCCAAAGGUGCAGGUACACGUGCCUGCCGCUCACGAAGUACGCAAAAUGGACGAAGCUUAUAGCAGGGCCAAGCUGGAAGCAGAGGAGGAGCGCAGGAAACGCAGAAUGGAAACAGAGGAACACCGGAGAAGACGCAGAUUGGAAGAGGAAGAGGAGAGGAUAAAAUUGGAACAGUUACGACAGGAGCGGCGAGCUGACGAGGCCCGGAAAGAGCUCGACAGACGUAAGCGGCAACUGGAGGAAGAAGAGCGCCUGCACGAAGAGAAACUGCUUGAAAUAGAUCGACUACAUCGUGAGAAACUGCAAGAAAUGGAGCGUAUUGCAGAAGCAGAGCGUAAGAAAAGAGAACAAGAUCUAGAAGACAGACUGCAUCGUGAGAAGUUGGACGCCAUUGAACGUAGCGCCGAAGAGAAUCGCAAGAAAUUGGAAAGAGUAUUGGAAGAAAAGCUCUCACAGGAGCGAAAGGAACAGGAAGAAAAAAGAGCUGCAGAGGAAGAGGAAAGACGGCGGGGGGUGCAGUUCGACGAAUUGAGACUUAAGGCUUUUUUGGAUAAUGAAGAGCAAAAGCGAAAUUGGCCAGAAGGAGAAAUCGUGCAACGAGUGAAUCUGGCUGCGGAAGAGGCUCUGAGGAAGAUAAAGUUAGAAAAGGAAGAUUUUCAGCGAAGGCAAAAGCUUGCUAUCGAAGAGACUGAGAGGAAGCGAAAGUUAGAAGAAGAAGAAGAAUUCCAACGAAGGCAACAGUUCGCUAGGGAAGAGGCCGAAAGGAAACAGAAACUUGAGGAAGAGCAGCAACCGCUCAAUGAAGAACGAAAAUUGCUACAGCAAGCGCUCCAUGAGUCUGCUAACAACAUGCAACGUGGUGAGGAAAAAGUAGGGCAAAAUACCGAACCUGCUGGGAGCGGUGUAGAAAGACAGGAAAUCACGAAGGCAGAGCAAUCAACCAAAGCCGUGCAGACGUUUGGUUUUCAGGAAGAUAUAGCCACGUCCAAACGACCGACGCAACGUCAACAAUUGCAUCCCGUCGAGUCCUCCCGAAAGGAAAUUGCCGUUGUGGCAUCUAGCGAUACCAGCUCUGUCGGGCUUACCACACUUUCACUGAUGUUGUCUGAAGGAGAAGUCCGUACUCAGCUUUUCAGUGAAGGGGAAGUCGCACAUCCGAUUUCUCAAAGGUUCUUUCGAACAGCGAGGGCGCUCUCCGGUGACGAAGAAUCAGAGGGUUCAUCCACAUCCCGGGACGCUCUCAGCUUUGUAAGCCUGCCAGGCCAGAUCCCGCCUAUUCCCAUCUCGAUGAGGAGCACUCGCAUCCAGGAGGGUCACAACAUGGAACCACGUCGCCUUCCAAACCAACGAUUUAAUCGGGAUGGUGACAUAUCUUCGGGUGAACUCACCCAGUCCUUGCAAUCUGAUUUGGUACCUAACCCAGCUGCAAUCGAAGUAUUGUCCUAUCCGCGAACCCUACCACAAGGGAGAGAAAAAAGCAUCCAAGUCUCCGAUGGUGAACUGAGCGCUUCGGAAGGCGAGCUCCAGUCACAGACAGAUAGGUGGGAGCCACGGAGCGUCAUGUCAAAGGGUGAAAUCGGGGCUACAGAUGCUGUGGAAACACUUCAUACAUCUUUCGGGGAGAAUCUCCCCAGCAGAAAGUCCGUCUCCUUAAUCAGAGAUGUGCCAAGCGGAGGUGAUCAGAGCACAUCGGACGUCGAUUAUGGAAGUCCAGCGGUGUCGCACACCGACAUACAAGGAUACAGACGGUCAAAACUACCCGUUCCCGCAACAUCACCGGCUACAAAAUUGAGAAAAUGAACAUCGUCCUGAAUCAUCUUUGUACAUAUUAUGCGAGCUCAAUUAAGCCCGUAAUGCUUAAGCUAUUUGUACAGUGAAAUGUGCCUAUCUACAUGUUAAAUACGGAAUCACACACUGUCCGGUCAUGAAA
Messenger RNA from Spizellomyces punctatus DAOM BR117, 5195 nucleotides. RefSeq lists its product as uncharacterized. The transcript has 10 exons. Lineage: Eukaryota; Fungi; Chytridiomycota; Chytridiomycetes; Spizellomycetales; Spizellomycetaceae. The coding region runs from base 17 to 5065 and encodes 1682 amino acids. The record is from RefSeq and is a predicted model, not a curated record.